GCGGCCGGGCAGCGCCGGUGGGAGCGACCGCGGUGUCCCGGGGAGGGGCCGGCGGCGACGCCCGGGAAAGGUCCCGAGGGGCAGCAGGACCGGGAGGGCUCCUGGUCAUUCCUGUGUCGGGAGCGCCGGGUGCCGCCUCCGCGGCGGCCUGACAUGAGCUCAUCGGCGGCGGCGGCGGCAGCAUGGCCUGUGCCCGGAGGGACGGGGAGGCGGACGGCGAGCCCGACCGCUCCCUGCGGCACAUGCUGCGGGCGAUAGCGGAGGAGCGGAGCCGCGCCGGGCUCCGGCACGACAUCAGCGGCCUCGGGUGUUUCAAAGAUGACCGUAUUGUGUUCUGGACUUGGAUGUUUUCAACCUAUUUCAUGGAGAAGUGGGCCCCCCGGCAGGACGAUAUGCUCUUCUACGUCCGUCGGAAACUGUCCUACGUCGGUGGGGAGAGUGCAGAGGGUAAAAAGCAGGUCGAAGUUGAAGUUUACCGGAGAGAUUCUAAGAAGCUUCCUGGCCUGGGAGACCCCGACAUUGACUGGGAAGAGAGUGUCUACUUGAACCUCAUCCUGCAGAAGCUUGAUUAUGUGGUGACCUGUGCUGUGUGCACACGCUCCGAUGGAGGAGAUAUUCAUAUUCACAAAAAGAAAUCUCAGCAAGUGUUUGCGUCUCCGAGCAAACACCCGAUGGACAGUAAAGGAGAGGAGUCAAAGAUCAGCUACCCCAAUAUAUUCUUCAUGAUUGACAGUUUUGAGGAGGUUUUCAGUGACAUGACUGUGGGAGAAGGAGAAAUGGUGUGUGUGGAGCUAGUGGCCAGUGAUAAAAGCAACACCUUCCAAGGGGUGAUUUUCCAGGGGUCCAUCCGCUAUGAAGCACUCAAGAAGGUCUAUGACAACAGGGUGAGUGUUGCAGCUAAGAUGGCUCAAAGAAUGUCUUUUGGCUUUUAUAAAUACAACAACAUGGAGUUUGUCCGAAUGAAAGGCCCACAGGGAAAAGGACACGCAGAGAUGGCAGUGAGCAGAGUUUCCACUGGUGACACUUCACCAUAUGGGACAGAAGAAGAUUCAAAUCCAGACUCCCCAGUGCAUGAGAGAGUUACUUCUUUCAGCACACCACCAACCCCAGAACGUAACAACCGCCCAUCCUUCUUCUCCCCAUCCCUCAAGAGAAAAGUGCCCCGAAAUCGAAUUGCUGAGAUGAAAAAGUCCCAUUCAGCAAAUGACAGUGAGGAGUUCUUCAGAGAUGAUGAUGGUGGAGAUCUGCACAACGUGACAAAUCUCCGGUCGCGAUCCCUGUCUGGAACAGGACGCUCCCUGGUGGGCUCGUGGCUGAAGCUGAACAGAACAGAUGAGAACUUUCUACUCUAUGCACACUUAACAUACAUCACUUUGCCAUUGCAUCGAAUUUUAACAGAUAUCCUGGAAGUGCGGCAGAAACCAAUCCUGAUGACAUAGCAGAGAGCGGGCACUGCCUUGGAGCCUUGUUGCCAAGUGCCUAUCCACAGCGGUUUUCCGUGCUAACACUACCAUCUAGUGUCAGGAACAUAGACCUCCGCAGGAAAAAGGGAAGUCCAGGAAUACCAGCCAAUCAAAAGUGCCUCUUUCUUCCUUCCUCUGCUGUCACACGCCGAAUGCCCACAUCACUGGAGUGUUUUGGCCGGAAGAGGACUUUCAGCAAGAUAAAAAGAGAAGGGGCUGCGUUUAAACUGAGUCAACACUUUAUGGACAGUUUGCUACUGUUUACUUUCUAACUAAGAAGCCAACAAUAUGUACAGAAUGUGCUAAACUUUAUAUUCUUUGGGAGAAACAUUCUAAGAAUUUCAUAAUGAUGUGCUAUUGGACAUCACUCCAUAGACUCUGGCCAUACCCUCUCCUUGUCUGAUCAGCCGUGUGUGAGUGUGUGUCUGUGUGUGUGUGUGUGUGUGUGAGAGAGAGGGGGAGCAGCUUCCUGCUAAGGGAAGAAAAGGAAAAAUAGACAUUACUGUUUAGGUAUGUGCAGCAGGUCAGGUCAGAGCUUAAAAGAGGCUGAAAAUGUUCCCA
Catharus ustulatus (Swainson's thrush) is the source of this 2024-nucleotide messenger RNA. Its product is annotated as KIAA0930 ortholog. The transcript has 10 exons. The coding region runs from base 183 to 1439 and encodes 418 amino acids. NCBI's taxonomy places the organism in Eukaryota, Metazoa, Chordata, Aves, Passeriformes, Turdidae. The record is from RefSeq and is a predicted model, not a curated record.